This is a messenger RNA of Dromaius novaehollandiae (emu), 2186 nucleotides long. RefSeq names its product LLP homolog, long-term synaptic facilitation factor (gene LLPH). The record is from RefSeq and is a predicted model, not a curated record. Gene Ontology annotation, cellular component: nucleolus. Gene Ontology annotation, biological process: dendrite extension. Gene Ontology annotation, molecular function: RNA binding. NCBI's taxonomy places the organism in Eukaryota, Metazoa, Chordata, Aves, Casuariiformes, Dromaiidae. The transcript has 3 exons. Bases 160 to 504 code for a protein of 114 amino acids.
ACCUCGGGGCGGGGGUGGUGGUGGGGGAAGCUCUGUGGAGGCAAGGCUUCGCCGUCACGUGACUCCCCUGACGCCGCGCGUGCGCCGGCCCGCGCGUGCGCAGACAGCGACGGCGCCUGGCGUGCGGGUGGGCGGCGGGCCUCGUGCGCGGCUGCGGUUAUGGCGAAGAGCCUGAGGAGCAAAUGGAAGAGGAAGAUGCGGGCGGAGAAGAGGAAGAAGAACGCGCCCAAGGAGCUGGAGAGGCUGAAAAGCAUCCUGCGAACCAACGCCGACGUGGUCAUGGAGGAGGUCAAGGAGGUGGCGACCGUCCUCCCCCCGCAGAAAGUCCUCCAGCAGGGGGAUGACUGCAAAAUGGACACAGAUAAUAAAAGAAACAAAAAAACUCUUCUAGACCAGCAUGGACAAUACCCAAUAUGGAUGAAUUCCAGGCAGAAAAAGAAGCUCAAGGCGCAGCGUGUUAAAGGGAAAAAAAAGGCAAAGUUGGCCAAAGGCUUAGCCUGGUAGACUCAAGAAAUUUUGUAAAAUGGUGAAUAUUUUAAUUACAAAAUAAAGAUCCCAAAUAAGUACAUGAUUUGGGGGGGGGGCGGGCUUGGCCACCGAGUAUAAUUUAUCGUUGUGUUGCCUGAACUUUUGAAGAGACUAUUAGGCCAUCAAAUGAUGAAAGCAAUAUCAACUUGAUAUCUGGCUAAUUAAAAAAAAAAAAAAAAAGCUGAGUGCCUUUGAACAGAUCUGUGGUUAUCUGCUUUCUUGAGCGGGGAGGGUCUUCAUCUUUUAUAAUGUGGAAACUCAAAAUGCUGAGGAAAUCAUAAAAAUAAUGAAGCUGUAAAUGGUCUUUGCACUGUAGUCUUUGUUAAUGUAACUUAUCUUUUAGUAAUUUUACCCCAGGAUUCUGUAAACUGGCUGCAUCCCUUAGUCUUCUGUAAAAUGACUUUUGUUGUGCUGAUCUGUGUUGCUUUUAACAUCUGGUAAUUAAUGAAAACAGACUCUUAACAUGUAACUUAGAAGAGAUCAUACACUGAAAUCAAAACCAAGGCUUCAUGAAAUUUUCUUUCUGUAAAACUAAAGACAAAGUGUCAGAAGUGCCAGCACGAUUUUCGGGUUUUUUUAAUUCUCAGAGAAGGCUGUUUAAACAAAGAUGUUUUUGCUACUAUUUGCAACUGAAAUAUCAUAGGAACUGAACAGUUGAAAGUAAAAAAUGGUCUGAUCUUUUGUUAUCCAUCUGACAGUAUGCAAGUGCACAGAUUGUAAAAGGUAAAUUUUGUCUAAAACCUUUUCCAAACUUCUGUAAAGUAAAUGAGAAUUUAUUUUUCCAUGUGUGUUUUCAGUAGCCUUAUAUUCCUCUUAAGCUGGUACUCAUCUAUCAUGUUUUACGAUGUGGACAUGGGAUAAAAUAUUGCAUGAUUGCAUAACAGAUGCCAUUUAUAUGUGAUUAGCUACAGUUGGUUGCAUAUUACUUGGCAGUAACAUGUGAUGACAGAUCCAAGAAUUAGUUACCCUGAAAGCCAGUGUUUUUAAAAUGUCUCUCAUUUCAAGGAUGGAAAUAAUUACAGUACCAGUCCUGUAGUGUGUUGCCUAUUGAAGGUUCCUUAAUCGAUACAGAGCAUUACCUAUGUACAACUUUGUCCAAGAAUGGGAUCUGCCUUCUGUAAUUGCACAGAAAUUGUGAUAUGUUUGUCGUGAUAACUUGGACAUAGGAAAUUGGAUUUAGCCUUUUAAAAACAAUUACACUGUCUUAUACUGUGCUAAAAAACACUAGAAAGAAAUCAACCUGAUAGAAAAUUUACUUUUUCUGGAAAAAUAGGUCUUUUUAAUUAUUGAGUGUUGGGGAAAGGAUUCUUCUGUUUUCACAUACAUUGAUAGUUAACGAGACUUGGUAAGAUGUAUAGAUUAAAAUUUACUAAAUUGUGUGCCAUUAACAACUUAUAUUUGUACCUUAAAAGUAUUUCCAUCAGGUUGAUAAUACUCUUGCUAAAAAUAGAAGAUGCUCCUUGUGGUCCUUUUUUUUUUUUUUUGUUAGGAUAAAUAUGUCUAGAUUUCAGUAUCAGAUAUGAAAUGUUAGCAUUUAGGUUAAUACUGCUUUAAAAUUGAUUAAUAUGGAGGAAGAUGUUCAUUUAAGGUUCAUAAUCUAUUUUUACCCAGCAAUUGAAUGGAAUAAAUAGUCAGUUUGUAUUUCUUUACUAUUUUAA